GAAAUCGUCGGUCAGCUGAGGAGAACGUACGUAUGAAACCAUUCAUUCAAAACCUUCAUUUCAGAACAAGUCAACCUUGUUUGUCAUUUUCAAUGAACAACAUUUGUCUGAUUGUGGCUAUCUCGCAUGGUUGUCAUUGAGGACCGGUGAUAGGCAAAACAUGACAGCGAAACCAAAAAUGAGAAUACUCCAGCCCUCCCUGGGAGGGAGGGAAUGGACAACAAGCACAUCUAAUUUUAGCCCCGAAAGUAUCAAUCUUCCCCAACAGUGUUAUGUCUUCCUAGACCAUAACAACUACCCCGACAUAGGCUCACGUCGCGACCGAGCUCUAGAGCAUUUCCAAGUCCCUGCUUUUGUUGGCACUAAGACCUGUUUUGACCUGAAUGGCUUCUUUGGCAGCCAGGUAACCUAUGACGAGACCUCCUCCCACAAGCGCAUGAUCGGACUUACAACAUGGUUCCGCGUCCUUAUCAAAAUGGUCCAAAAAGUCGAGGAAGCCCAUGACAACCUCCCCGAGUACGCCACCAGUGGAGAGAAAGGCUACAAUUGGUUCGAAACAACUAUUUUUACCCGAUGGGACUACCCAGACAAGCACCAGGUUUUAAUUGUCGACACACCUUCGGACUUCCCUGAGCAACUUAUUUGCCUUCUUCAAAAAGCGUCACUAUCGGGGCAAAUCAACUUUCACGAUCCCUUGGCAAUGCACACCAGUCUCAUCGAUCAGAUAAUCGUGUAUUCCGACAUCUCUGUCUGGCGGAUCCGAGACCCGGUCCGUCAAAUAGAGAAGAGUCGCAUGCGAACCGGCGCCAUCUUCAGUGAGGUCCACGAGAUGUCGCGUCACGCCAUCCAUUCCUCGGAAGUUCUUGAAGCGACCAUUGACACCCUCAAAGACUUGCAAAGAUGCCGAAUGAUGAUUCACGACUCUUUCCCAUCCCGGCCUCCUCCCAUGGCAGCAGCCACUUCUGCUUCCAGAGAGGCGACAACCCCAACUUACUUGACGCAAACUUACAAAGACCAGGCCAUCCAAUAUGCACAGUUCCAAAUCUCUCUACUCAAAAACUUGAAACUACGGGCCGACAGUAACAGGGAACGACUGAAGAAUGAGAUCAACACGGCCUUCAACAACCUCACCAUGCAAGACAACUCGGUCCUCAAGAGCAUAGCCCUUCUCACUAUGGUCUUCCUCCCAGCAACAUUCUUCUCCUCCCUCUUCAGCACAACUUUUUUCAACUACGGCGAUGACGGGGAGUGGCAGGUAUCGGGGAAAAUGUGGAUUUAUUGGGUCACCACCCUCCCGGCAACGAUCCUCAUUGUUAUUCUUUGGAGGGUGUGGCUCGGAAACAGUGAUGCUAUUGUUGCUGGUUGGAAAAGAGUGAAGAAAUGGACAUUAGAAGAUCAGGGGUGGAAGGGGUUGUGGAGGGGGGCGGGGAACACGAAGGAGCAGAUGGUGAAGGAGGAGGGCACGGAGAUGGGUCAUGUUGGUAAAAAUGUUCGUACUUUUUGAUGUUGAAAGAGUUUCAGCUAGGAUUUGGUUAGACAGAUUCUCAUGGGAGUGGUUACCUAGGCCGAUUUGUAUUUCGUGUACCUAGGGGUCCCUUAUAUGACAACAAUACACCCAGGCAUGGUGAGUUCCCCUUACCACGGAAUAUCCAUCUUCUCCAACGUAUCCUCUAUCAACCUAUACCGGCAUGCCUUUCCAUUCGUCAGAAGCUUCUGCCAGUUCCUCUUGUCCAGAUCCCGAAUAUUCGCCGCCAUAAUCUCCCCGACCGUAACCUUCCCAUGGUUCCCC
Podospora bellae-mahoneyi is the source of this 1789-nucleotide messenger RNA. RefSeq lists its product as uncharacterized. The record is from RefSeq and is a predicted model, not a curated record. The coding region runs from base 161 to 1504 and encodes 447 amino acids. NCBI's taxonomy places the organism in Eukaryota, Fungi, Ascomycota, Sordariomycetes, Sordariales, Podosporaceae. The transcript is spliced from 8 exons.